UUAUGAAAACAGCACGAUCGCUCGACUGGAAACCAUUCAAUUCUGUUUUUGAAAUGCAAACGAAGACGCUCCAUCAUCGUUCAAUUCAAGCUCAAUGGCGAUUCUCGUGAACAAAAAUGUUCCAUGUGAGAUGAGUAAAAGAGGCAGCUCUCUCCCAAACUCUAUAAAUUACAGAGCUAGCUGAGCUCUCCUCAAUCCUCACCAUCACUUCCAUUCCAUGCCAUGAAAACGUCCACGAUGAUCUUGCAGGUUUCCCUAAUCUUUGCUCUCGUCGCAGUGUUCUUAUUGCAGGUCGUAGCUCAGAGAGUCGGAGAUGGCCAUGCACCUUGCUCGAAGGAGGACAUGGCUGCCCUCCUCACCUUCAAAUCCAGCAUCCUCGAGGACAGCACAGGCAUCUUAUCGUCAUGGACAGGCAACGACUGCUGCUCAGACUGGGAAGGUGUCAACUGCGACCUCUCCAGGGGAAAGGUAGUGCAAUUGAAGCUCGAAAUGCCGGCUUCUGGAUACGGACCACGCCCCCUCUUCAUGAGGGGCACCCUCUCCCCUGCUCUGGGCAGCCUCAAGUCCUUACAGAUACUACAGAUCACCGGAGCCAAGAAGCUCACCGGAGCCAUCCCCGAGAGCUUCUCACAGCUGAGCAGCCUCAUCGAGCUCAUCCUCGACGACAACUUGCUUUCCGGCUCCAUACCUUCAGGCUUGGGGAGGCUGACUGCUCUCGCCGUCCUCUCACUGAGCGGCAACAGGCUCACCGGACAAUUGCCCCCGAGCCUCGGGCAUCUCAAGCUGGCUCAGGUCAACUUGGGCAGGAACCUUUUGGCAGGCCCUGUGCCAUCGACCUUCGGAAACCUCAAGGCCUUAGAGUUUCUCGACCUCAGUCACAACCAGUUGAUCGGAGGAAUUCCCAGCUUCAUGGGAGGAUACCCGAACCUCACCAACCUCGACCUUUCCUACAACCAGUUCUCGGGACCAAUUCCCAGCUCUCUUUGCAGGUUAUCCAUGGCAAUGGAGAUCUCAUUAGACAGCAACAGGCUCACAAGCCAGAUACCGAGCCAGAUCGGCGACCUAAAAAAUCUCAGAACCUUCUCAGUCAGUAACAAUUCGCUCAAUGGUUCCAUUCCAUAUUCACUGGGAAAGCUCAAGAAGCUAUGGCGAGUGAACUUGUCUGGGAACAAACUUUCAGGUCCUGUUCCUCUUGAAGUCCAAAAUGGUUUGCCUGUUCUCCAAAGCCUCAACCUUUCCCACAAUGACUUCCAGCUACAGACAAUUCCAGAUUGGAUUAGGAGAAGAGAGCUUAGGGAAGUGCACCUUGCAGGCUGCAACAUCAGGAGCAGCCUCGAGCCGUUUGCAUUCCCAGGUAUUAUCGAUCAGUUAGAUCUUUCUGACAAUCAUCUCACAGGAGAAAUUGGUGACUUCUUCACGAACAUGUCAGUUCUGCAAACACUCGACCUGCACUCGAAUCAGAUUUCAGGUGAAAUACCGAACUCCAUAUGGAGGGUUAAGAGCCUGCGGAGGCUUGAUCUCUCGAGGAACCAAAUUGAAGGAGGGAUCCCGGCAAGUUUAGGUCAGAUAACUACCUUGGAAUGGCUGGACAUAUCGAACAACAUGAUCAAUGGCAGCAUGCCGAGCACCUUCAGCAGCUUAGUCAAGAUCAAGCAUGCUAGCUUCAGAGCAAACAGAUUGUGUGGGCAAAUUCCUCAGUCGAGGCCUUUCAAUAUCUUCCCACCUUCUGCUUAUGCUCAUAACUUGUGCCUGUGUGGCCGCCCACUGCCACCAUGCAAGUGAAAUCAUCCUCGUUUACAAUUUCAUUAACAUCAAAUCAAAUAUAGCAAGCAUCCUUAAUGCCUCUGUUCCAUCAUUGUCUGUAUGACUAAUCUUAUGACACAACA
Zingiber officinale is the source of this 1886-nucleotide messenger RNA. RefSeq names its product DNA damage-repair/toleration protein DRT100-like. The coding region runs from base 223 to 1782 and encodes 519 amino acids. The record is from RefSeq and is a predicted model, not a curated record. Gene Ontology annotation, molecular function: protein binding. The transcript has a single exon. Lineage: Eukaryota; Viridiplantae; Streptophyta; Magnoliopsida; Zingiberales; Zingiberaceae.